AUGUCGGCAUCUACCGCUUCCAUAACCGCGAAUCAAAGGCCCAUAACUCGCCGCCGAGCAGCCGAGCAGAGCAUUUCGGCCAUGGGAUCGGAUUUCGCGGCGGCAGCCGUCGUCACCGAGUCUGAGAAGAGAGAAGAUCGACUCACUGCCGGUAACACUGGCGCCGUGGUCCUGAGGGAUGCUACGAGAGCACAGACCCAAAUCCCGACGAGGAAGGUUGCCCCUUCCAGGAAGCAAGCAAGGGCGAGAUGGCUAUCAGUGAUCCGCAUUCUCACUAGGAUUCUGGCGUUGAUGGUAGUCUCACUGGGUUUCGUUCAGAUGUCUCGAUGGGUGGUCAUGAAUUCUGGUGGUGAUGUCAAGGAUAUAGCGGCAAUUUCAGGGGAUUUCGAGGGAAAAUUAUCCGAGAUGGAGAAGUUUGUUAAGACGACAAUGAAGGCGAUGCAGAUACAGUUUCAUGUGGUUGAUCAGAAGCUUGAGGAUGGGAUUAGCACAGUUAGAAAGGAUUUAGAUAAGAAAAUCGAGCAGAAGGGGGACGAACUGGACUUAGUGUUGAAGGCUCUGGGUGCGCGGAAUGAUGUUUUUGAAAAGUUUAUGGAUGAAUAUGGAAGCAAGAGUCUGCUUUCAAAGGAAGAAUUUGGUGACUUUUUUGAGAAAUUUAAAUCCGCCAGGGGCAGUGCUGGUGAUUUUAAUGAGGUUAGUUUGGACGAUGUAAAGAAUUAUGCACGGGAGAUUGUGGAGAAGGAAAUUCAGAGGCAUGCUUCUGAUGGGUUGGGAAUGAUGGAUUUUGCAUCGGCAUCAGGAGGGGCAAAGGUAGUGAGGCAUUCUGAGCCUUAUGGUGCUGUGGGACUUGGUACAAGUUCGAGUUGGUUUAUGAAUCGUAAUAGAGUAAGUGCAGAAGCUGAGAAGAUGAUUAAGCCGAGCUUUGGAGAGCCUGGACAUUGUUUUCCUCUUAAAGGGCAGAAUGGUUUUGUUGAGAUAAGACUCAGGACUGCCAUUAUACCCGAAGCAGUGACUCUCGAACAUGUUCAUAAGAGUGUGGCCUAUGAUAGGUCCAGUGCUCCCAAGCACUGUAGAGUGUCUGGAUGGAUGCAAGGAGAAUAUUCAUCUCAUAUGGAAGUUCAUAGUUCAAAGAUGAUUCUUUUAGCUGAGUUCGUCUAUGAUCUUGAGAAAAGCAAUGCUCAGACUUUUAAUGUAACGGCAGCAACCUCUAAUCCUGUCGACACUAUCAGGUUUGAUGUUACAUCUAACCAAGGGAGUGCUUCUUAUACAUGCAUCUACCGACUGAGAGUGCAUGGUCGUGAACUGGUUCACGACCCCAACUCAGCCUUGGAAAUUCGAGCAUGA
Striga hermonthica is the source of this 1344-nucleotide messenger RNA. The record is from the annotation of a GenBank genome assembly. Lineage: Eukaryota; Viridiplantae; Streptophyta; Magnoliopsida; Lamiales; Orobanchaceae.